This is a messenger RNA of Schistosoma mattheei, 1383 nucleotides long. The record is from the annotation of a GenBank genome assembly. Lineage: Eukaryota; Metazoa; Platyhelminthes; Trematoda; Strigeidida; Schistosomatidae.
GGUAGGUCGUACUUUUACCCGCGCUUACGAAGUUGUGAGUUACUAUGAAUGCUCCUGCUUCGUUCGAACCAUUCCUGCUUGCCGAUGGUGAGAAGAAGUGGGUGUUUGACACAUUAUUACACUUGUAGAAUCUCCUUCGAAAAGGAUACUCAGGUUCCGAAUGCUGCCAUUUUUACCCUAAAUCGAGAGGAUCACACUGUCGGAAAUAUGAUAACAUGCCAGUUACUAAAAGAUCCAAGAGUAUUAUUUGCAGGAUACAAAGCUCCUCAUCCAUUAGAGCACAAAAUCGUCAUUCGAGUACAUACAGCUCAUCCAGCGACACCUGUAGAUGUUUUCGUUUCUGCUCUGAAAGAUCUUAUAAGUGAGAUCUCGAAUAUAGAAGAGCAGUUCAGAAUGGCGACAAAAUGAAACAUUACAUUUGUACAUAUUAUUUAUUUAUAUAUUCAUAACGAUAAAAUGAAAAUACUUGUCCUGCGAAAUUUUGUCUUUCAAUUAGUCCAUUCCUUACCUUGUUGAAAUGUAAAGUUAAGGAAGUUGAAAGCAUAAUGAUGUCGGGUGAUAUAGGACUGGUUUGCUGUAAACAUUUUCGGGUGAUUUUCCUAAGGAUUUUAUUUCCUCACUGUAGCUAGUAUCACCUGAUGACAUACAGAAAUCCCGUGUAUGUGAAGUGAAAGAUACUUGUUACUUUAGAUCUAUAUUUCUUUUAAUAUUCCAUACAUGUCCUAAAUACCCAUUGAUUUAAAACAGCUUCGAGAUGCCAUCCGUAAAUGAUUGUGUUUUAUAGCGGACGAUUUCAAAAUUGGGACUACUUAACUGCAUAUCUGACAUGUUCAUCAAACAGAAAUUCAAAACAUUAGGUUUAGUAGAAUUUAAAAUUCACUUAGUGGAGACAGACUGCUAAUGCAAUAUCGUUUCGCUCAGUCGGUCAACUUCACCAGGACCAUCUCAUCGUUUUAAAUUAUUAAAUCCUUUUUAUUCUGUUGUUAUCAGCAGAGAUUCACUUAGUUAGGAGCACGAAUUAGCCUCCUGGACUCAGUUUUUUAUUUAUAAUGGUUUCUUUAUUUAUUUAUCUGAUCAUAUAAAUAUUGGUGCAAAGGGCACCAGAUACGUAUGUAUCAAAUAAUAAUAAUGAGAAUAUGAAGAGAUAGAUAAUGUAAGGUAUCUAUAAGAAAAAGAGGAACAAUAACGAACAGACAUUAGUGUAUGAUAAUGAAAUAAUAAUAAUGGAAAAGGUAGUUCAGUUUACAAAAGUACAACCAGGGAGAAUUCUACCAGUCGAAAAAGUUACGUCCAUUUUUAUGAAGAAAGUAAAAUAACGUUAGAGCAGAGUUGCCACUGGUUCCUAUUUGAGCCGCAUCCGAUAACGUCUCUAGCCACUGUGUA